GGACGGCCCGAGGAGCAUCAGAGGAGUAUAAAAGCCUCGCUGGGGCCGAGGUCGGCCAGUGGGAGCGUCGCUGGCCGUCGCUCGAGGUGCUUACCGGCGUAGGACGCCAUGGCGCGGAGAGCUGCGCUGGCGUUGCUGCUGCUCCGGGUGCAGGUAAAGGUGACCACCGAGACCAACUUGGUUUCCAAGCAGAGCCAGGUGCCCCCUGGCCCUGAGUCCUGCGGGCCCGACGAGUACUGGUCUGCCGGCCACUGCUGCAAGCUCUGCCCUGCCGGCUCAUUUGUCGAGGAACACUGCAGGAGCCACCACACCCGUGGGAAGUGUACGCCGUGUGACAGAGGGACCUUCACGGCACACGCCAACGGCCUGGAUUCCUGCAACGUGUGUGCCACCUGCUCUGAGAAUGAAGAAAUGGUGGCGGAGUGCACUUCCACCCGAGACCGGACAUGCCAGUGCCAAACGGGCCGUUUCUACCGCCCCCCGGGGGGCUUGGAAUUCUGCAGUCGGUGCAGCACGUGUCCUAGAGGGAGCGUGGUCCUCCAGAAAUGCAACGCUACAGCAGACACGGUGUGCGGCUUGGCCGGUCCAGGCGGGAGACACCGGUGGUGUGUGAUUGGAAGCUUUCUAACUUCCCUGGUUAUUAUGAUCGUCACCUAUAUUUAUGCUCGAAAACGAGAAGAAAAAGGAUGCUUGGGUGCGUGCCAUCGUCUCGCUGUCGGAUACAGUGACGGAGGAGAGAGCAUGUUGCCUGAGAACUCAGUCCCUGGCACACCACUAAAUGGGAACCCAGAUGCAGAAUCUCCAUUUCCCACGAUGGCAGACCAUAGCCUGUGUAACGACAGCCUAGACAUCGUGUCGGGGGCCUCAACCCCCACCAGGACCCCGGAGAACCCAGUGGAUGUCUGUGGCCCGCAGCUUGUGGCAGGGGAACGAAGUCGGGCACCAGAGCAGUCACCGCAAGCUGGCCCUUCUGUGUCCCUCUGGGGCCGAGGGUCCCGCUGAGAUCCUGACAGAUCUGGAACAGUCUUAGGAUUCUGGGAUGAGAACAUUCCCACUCUUGUCAAGCACUUGCAACUCUGGGCAUGAAGCCAACCAGAGUUUGGAGGAGAGGCUUCCCAUUCGGGGAACCGGUCGGGCUUUUUUAGAAGCUCGAUUUCCUGCGUUUCUUUUCAUUUUGUUUUGCUAUCAGGGCCGACUCUGGGGCCUAUCCUGCGGGAAAUAAAGCAGGAAAAAAAAAAAAGACUGGCAACAGUUGUUAGCCUAGGUGCCAAUCUAAAAAAAAAAAGAAAAUUUUCGUUUUGCUAUAAAGUCCAAACAACUUCUAGGGCCAGUGUAAUGGGUCAGAAAUAUGCUGUUUGUGAGUGUUACUCCCUACAGAAAGGUCAUAAACGCUCUCUUAUGUGCCUCGGUUUCUCCCUCGGGCAGUCUAGCACCUCAGUGGGGCCUCAGAGCGUGAGUGACCAACCCUUAUGUGCACUUUCCUGAACCAGCCGUCAUAAAUUACUGUGAAUGAUGGUGGCGUUCCCUAUGGGGCCGCUGCACGUCGAGGGGCAUUCGAUCCUCCAGCCCUCCUGCUGAGGCCCUCAGUUGCCUGAGAACGCCUCUCAGCCUGGAGGAGCAGUGUCCCUUUUCUUCAGAGCUGAACACGUUCAGACUCUCAUUUCUUUAUCAAGCAGUUUGUUCAGACUUGAUAAACACAAUUCUUUCCAAUUUAAAGCUAAAUUAAACAGGUCAGCCUGCGCCAUUCACUCCAAAGUUCCCACUAGGCUCCCCUGGCCUAGGCAUUCCCUCAGGGUUCUCACCGAGGGUGUGUCCUGGGGCCCCUAAGACACCUAGUCUUAAGGUUUGAAACAUCUCAUAUAACCUCUUGGACCAUCAACCUGAAAUAGGGACGUCCGGGUUUCAGGAGAACGCUCCAGGGUCACCUGAAGCAGUGAUCCAGGGGGCUCAAUGGGCCCCUGUUGGUACCGAAUGCCAGUUCAGUGUAGAUUCCGGGUGUUCUCCGGUGGGUUUCUCUGAAAUCCUGCUGUGAUCACGCCAAGAAAUGUCAACGAAAAUAAUCCAUAGCCGAUGUAUAAAGGAAAAUUGGGCUGAGUUUAUUGUGAGCCAGAUCUGAGGAUUAGCUUAGCCCUGGGCCUUCCUUCUCUAAGGAAGGGCGCCCAAGAAGAGGGAGUGUACAGAGUGGUUCUGUACCGUCAAAGAGCAUCUAUCACAUAUGAUUGACAGUUACCUUUCACAAGAGUCUCGGGAUUGCCCUGUGAGCACAGCUAUUCACACAGCAGGUAGUAGGUCAGCUGUCUCGGUGGACACAGCAGGUAGCCCGACUUUUGUCUCAAUGUGGGUGGUCACUGGCUGGGCACAGCAAACAAUUUCUAGCCUAGGGAGAGAUGCUCAUCCUUAAGGAAAUGCCAAUGUGGGGGUAGUUGCACCUUUAUCUUAAGGCCAUUUGUUCUUGUCUUUGGGACACAGCAAAUGCUUAAAGCAGGCAUACAGUGCAUGCUCAACGGCCAUAUUAGGACCUUUUGGGGAAAAAAACAAUGUCAGGCUGAAGUAGGUUUAGACCAAAUGGCUUCCUCACAGACUCCAACAGAUCCUAUUGUUAGCCAUUUGUUUAUCAAUCCAAAGGAAACCAAAUCACUACCUCUGAGAGACAUCUGCUCUCCCAUGCUCAUUGCAGCGUUAUUCACAAUAGCCAAGACAUGAAGACGACCUCAGGGACCUUCAACAGACAAGAGGAUAAAGAAAAUGUGAGAGAGAGAGAGACAGACAGUGGAAUACUAUUCAGCCAUAAAAAAGGAAGUCCUGGCAUUUGCAACAACAUGGAUACACUUGGGUGCAUUAUGCUAGGUGAAA
This is a messenger RNA of Equus quagga, 2853 nucleotides long. RefSeq names its product tumor necrosis factor receptor superfamily member 22-like. The transcript is spliced from 9 exons. Gene Ontology annotation, biological process: positive regulation of apoptotic process; TRAIL-activated apoptotic signaling pathway. Gene Ontology annotation, molecular function: protein binding. Gene Ontology annotation, cellular component: cell surface; plasma membrane. The record is from RefSeq and is a predicted model, not a curated record. Bases 109 to 1002 code for a protein of 297 amino acids. NCBI's taxonomy places the organism in Eukaryota, Metazoa, Chordata, Mammalia, Perissodactyla, Equidae.